This is a messenger RNA of Chelmon rostratus (copperband butterflyfish), 2167 nucleotides long. Its product is annotated as extracellular matrix protein 1-like. Gene Ontology annotation, biological process: signal transduction; regulation of bone mineralization. Lineage: Eukaryota; Metazoa; Chordata; Actinopteri; Chaetodontiformes; Chaetodontidae. Gene Ontology annotation, cellular component: extracellular region. Bases 215 to 1720 code for a protein of 501 amino acids. The record is from RefSeq and is a predicted model, not a curated record. The transcript has 10 exons.
UGAAAGCCCACAACAACCAUAAAGCCUGUUUGCCCGGCCGCGGCGGUGCGCUCUCUUAGACGGACAGCGCGGCAGCAUCUGUUGGACCAAUUAGCGGGCCCGUCCGUGCGCUCCCACGUCCGGCGUGUUUUCCUGGGCGGCCUCUGCUGUCUCUGCCAGGACAGCCAGCAGCAGCGGAACAAACAGUGCAGGACAGACACUUCCGAGUUUUGCAAUGGGGUCCACUCGGGCUCUGCUCUGCUGCACCGCCUUUGUGUUGGUUUUACUGAGCUCAGCAUCCAAAGAUGAGCGCCUCCUGGAGCAGCAUGAUGUCACCUUUGACCUUGACAAAAUCAUGCAAGAGAUGCAACAACCAGAUUUGCACAUGUUGCAGAGAGAAAUUGACUUGAUGGAUGCCUUCGGCCCUGAGGAGUCCCCCGUAGGGCAGGUGAUUGUGUCUCCACCAGAACAGUAUGACACCCUGAGUGAAAGAGGUCGACCAAGUUUCGGGCCCCGUUCCUUUGGUGGUCCUCCCAUUCUGCAGUAUCACGUUCUGUUCCCCCUUGCUCGGCCUUCCUCCGACAAUCUCCAAGCCAUCUGUCUCCACGGAGACCAACGUCCCCGCUACCCAGACUCUUACUUUCCUGUCUCUGGUUUUGGCCAGCAGAGGCGCAGGGGCAGCGCUGUCAAUAAGGCAGAGUCCUGGUUUAGUACAUGCUGCCAGGGGAAUCAGACGUGGGGGAGGGAAGUGACGCUGUGUUGCGCCACACAGGCGUGGGAGCUGUCAGUCCAGUCCUUCUGUGAGGAGGACUCGUCAGUAAAGGAUCGUCUUUAUCACUGCUGCAAACAGACAGGCAGCGACAGGCUAAACUGCUUCCACAACGACGCGCCAAAUCCAAACUACGAGCCAACAGAGGAGCUGCCGGUGCCUCCGCCUCCCUCCACUGCCAGCUUCAAUUUUGAGCCCAACACUUGCCAGAGGACAGUGAUGACUCCGUACAGUGUCAAAGGAAACAAAAAAAAGAAGAUGAAGAAGCUAUCCUCUCCCGAAAAAAUCAACAUCAACUUUCCUCCUGGACGACCCACCGCUGACUCCAUUGAAUCAUUAUGUCACAACCACAAGGCACGCCCCCUCUAUACUGUCAAGUGCCUGCCAGGUGUAGGCUACGAAUGGGUGGCUCGUCAGGCAAAGACCAUUAAUCGUAUAGAAAAGGGAUUCAAGCAGUGCUGCAAAAAGAAGCACGGUGUGUUCAACUGUGCCGAUCAGAAGUGGCGUGAGGAACUGAACAAGUUUUGCGUGGGUGAGAAUGGUGAGCAGGUGGAUUUCCACUGUUGUUCCGCGGGUGAAGGGGAAAACGAUCGAUACAACUGUUUCCAGUCCAUUUCUCCCAACCCGCAUUAUAAUAUGACCUCAGCCGCUGAGGAGCUCUCAGUUUACAAAAUCUGUGACACUCACAAGAUCAUCAAGAAGAAGUUCCCUAUCGGUUUGCCUAUCAGGGGCAUUGUGAACCAAUGCUGCCCCCUGUCUGAACAAGACAAGACCAUGUGUUUUGACCGAAAGCUUAAGGAACUGUCAGAGAAACUGUGUAUAUCAAAGAAGGCUUCUCCAGGUGGCCGACGCUGCUGCCGCUCGCCUUCGAAAGACGUUGGACAGUGCAUCUCCAAAAUUCUCAUGGAUGGCAUCACCAAAGCGACCAGUGUCAUGCGCCAAAAGAAGAAGAAGAGGUGCCCUCUCUCCUAAAGCUUAUGGCCUUUUGCUGCCAGUGCUGGGCCAUUCAGAGAAAUGGCGAGCUCGCAGCUGGAGGGACUCUAGUGUGUCAACAGAAACAAUUAUCUGGGCACAAAUCCCACUUAGAGGUCAGUCAGAAUAUUCAAAAUGUGGAUAAAAUUCUAGCUUCAUCUACUGCCAGUGUUAUUUGCAUAUUUUCAUUUGAGAUCACAUAUAUAGUGUCGUUAUCACAGGAAGACAUUUAUAAAGAAACAAAAAUAUUGUUAAAUGCUUAGUUUGCAAAACAGGCUGUUGUCUGUGUCACUGUACCACUAUUUUUAUACGCUGCUCUUUACAUAUUUGAUUAUGAAUGCAUUUUUUAUUGCUUUGGAGCUGCAACAUCAGUUCUCUUCUUUUUUUUAUGGGUUUGUGGUUAAGAUCAUACCUACAACAGCUCUAAUAAAAACGUUCUUGAAUUUA